Yamadazyma jaroonii is the source of this 3960-nucleotide messenger RNA. NCBI's taxonomy places the organism in Eukaryota, Fungi, Ascomycota, Pichiomycetes, Serinales, Debaryomycetaceae. The record is from the annotation of a GenBank genome assembly.
AUGCUGCUGAUUAGACCUACCGAUUCUUUGACGUCCACUAGGACACAAAGUCUAUCAUCCACAACCAUCCUUAAUCAAGAUGAAAUAUAUAGCAAAGUGGACAAGAUCAAAUUAUAUGAAUGCAUACUAAAGAUUCUCAUACUCGAAUAUAUUAAUGAAGCUAGAUUUAAAACUCCUAUAAUUGAUGAGACCACCGAAUCCAAGAACUCCUUGACUACCCAAGUGUCACCCAAGAAGAAUAGAGCCUCGAGGAUUUAUGGUUUAGAGAGUAAUGACAAACUUUCGUCAUCAGUUUACAACAAUCUCGAACAAUACCUUAAUCUAGUGGCUAUGAAGAAAAGAGGUUCGAAGUUAGAUGACAACACCAGAAGAUCAUUCUUAAGGUUUUAUAGUGAAUUGUUAGACCCUAAAAUCAAAGAAGACUUGAAAACCAACAAUUCACUCGAUUAUUUGUUGAUGAAAUUCACUUCAUGUGCUAACAAAGAAGUUACCAAAUUAGGUAAUUUUCCCCCAUCAGACAUCAGUAACAUAGUUUUCAAACAGUGUAAUGAGUUUGUACUGUACUUGAUUCAGAUUGUAGAAAAGGAAAAGAAUGCAGAAUUGAUCAUUAAGAAAUUGAAUGAACAUAGAGAUUCUUUAAAACCAAAACCUUCAACUCCUUCAAUCUCCAAUAAUUCAAAUUCUUCCAAUGUUAAAUACUUGAAACCUUCUUAUAAUGUCAAGGAUAUGGACAAAGGAUUAAUUGAAUUGUUGGUGAAACUAUUCAAAGUCGAUAACACCAAAUUACAACAAGAUAUUUUCAAAUUUAAAGAUUUGGCUCAAGAGAAACAAUUGCAUAAUGACAUUAAACAGAUUCUUUUCUAUCUUGAUAAGGAUCUAGGACAAUAUAAUCCCAGAUCCUUUGUUGAGGAAGAAUAUUAUCAACAAUGGAAGUCAAGAGAACAAGCAGGCUGUGAAUAUUUGACCAAUAAAUAUCAAAUACCUGCCGCUAUGAAAUUAAUGCUGAUACCGAAAUUACCUCCUGGUGAAGAUUUCUAUGUUUUACCCCCCAGUUCUAUGACGAGAGCCUUUUUCACUAUUUUAGUCAAAUUGUGUCUAGAAUUACAACAAUCAGAUACUUAUGGGACUCCUGAUAAACCACUUAUAACCAAACAAUCAGUGUCUUUAAUAAAUUUAUGUGGUAAAUUCUGGAGAAUUGAUUAUCCUACCAAAGCAGCUUGUGUUUUCACAGCCAGUCAUUUAGCAGGAAUAUUAAGAGACCCAUUAUAUCCCGUCAAUGACGUCAAAGAUUUGGCACCAGUUGAUAUUGAAAAUUCCACUCAAGUUCUUCAUUAUUGUAAAACAAUCAUAGAAGAUCAGGGGAAAUUGUCAUGGGAAGAUAAAGAUUCUUGGUCAACAAAAGAUCGAGAUGAAUGGACUAAGAAUCUAACAUUCAGUUAUAAUUCUACCAUGUACUCCAUUAAAGAAAGUUUACAAAUAAUCUUUAGUAAGGUAACCAAACCUAAAUUUGGUCCUGUCCUAGUGUUCUUAGGUGAUUAUAUCGAAUCUGAUGUUCUCUUUACUAAUGUUGAACAAUCAGGGUUGGUGAAGAAAUGGGAAAAGAAAUUAUCCAAAACAUUGUUAAGAGUAGCAGAGUUGAGAUAUGCUGAAUUAUUAGAAAAUUUACCUCGUGACAAUUCUUUGAAUAUUCUUCAUGUUUUAGACAUCAGUGAUAGUAUUGUAGGUGACAUAAAAUCUUUGCAAAAGAAAUACAAGAACCCUUUACUUGGGUUUCUUAACGUAUCCAAGACGGUUGGUGCUGUUAUGACUUCAAUGUUUGCGGUAGAUUCCAAGAAUAUUCUUAAACAUAUUGAAACUUAUAGUAGGAAGAAAGGGGAAUUCAUUCAUUAUGGAGAUUCCUUGGAAGCUUAUAAAUCACUUUCUGAGAUCAGAAGUAUUUACAAUCAAGUAACAUUAACCGAUACCCCUUUUAAAUUUAAUUUGGAGAAGUUCUUUUUCCCUAGCUUGAAUGAUUGGGUCACAGAAAGUAGUACCAAGAUCUUAAAUAUCGUUAAUGAGGCUAUUAAGAGUGAUAAAUUUGAGCCUAUAGAUCUUGAAAAUGAUGAUAAGAAGUUCAGUACAUCAGUUCUUGAUAUUUUCAGUCUUAUAAAACAGUUUUUAUCUAUUUUAGACAAAUUGAACUGGGAGAACCAUUAUCAAUUAUCUAAAGUUUACACAUUAUUGUUGAAAUCUAUAUCUGAUGGAGUUUUGAAGUAUACCAAUAGUAUCACCGAAAAGAUUAUUCAUGAACUUAAUGAGGAAGAACAAAAGAAACUCACUGAAAUGAACAAUGACAAACGUAAAAGUGGUGGAGGAUGGUUUGAUGAAAUGAAGAAUGUGGUUAAUAACAUUCAAAUCUCCAGUAAGAUUGAAACUGAAGAACCUUAUAAUUUCAGACCGGAAACUUGUGUGGGUUUGAACAAUUUGAGUGCCAUGAUGCAACAAUUAACUCAAUUGGAAGACAUUUUAGAUCCUGAAAUGAUUCUGUCCACUGUAAAAAGUCAUGAACCUAAUCGUCAAAAUUAUUUCACCAGUCAUAUAUUUUCCAUUCGUUUGAUUAAAGCAGAAAACAUAGCCAGUGGUUCAUCCUCCAACUUAAGACCUUACGUCUCAUUAUUAGACACUUCAGUUAGGAAAACCAUUGGUAAAACCAGAACCAUCAACAACACUUCUAAUCCUGAAUGGGAUGAAGAAUUUGAGGUCACUCUCCUGCCUAAUGCCAACCUUAAUUUGUCCAUCACCGUAUGGGAUGAGAAAUUAGGAAGUCAUUCAGUGUGUGGUAGAGCCAUCCUUCAAUUAGAUCCUCGAAGGUUCAAACAUGAUGGGAUUCCUCAAGAAAUCUUAUUAGAUCUUGAUACUCAAGGAAGAUUAUUCAUUGAAGUUGCUGUAGAAAGUGAAAGGGUUGAUGCAAUUUUCGUUAUGGGACGAGCUCAUAGAGCAUUAUUAAGAUCUCAAGAAAGAUGUAUAAAACUUAUAGUAGAGAAAUUUUCACGUUUCAUCCAUUUAUGUUUCUCCCGGAAUAAUUUGAAAUCGAUUUGUGGGAAUAAUGGACAUAUUAAACCUACGCAAAGUCAAAUGGAUGAUGCCAUGAUGCCAUUGUAUGAUUAUUUGAAUUCUAAUCUUCAAGUUUUGGCUCAAUAUUUAACCAAUGAUUUAUUAAUGAAGGUAAUGAUAGCUGCUUGGAUAGUCGUUGUAUCAAGUGCUGAUGACCUUUUGUUACCAAAAUUAGUAUCGGCCAAAACCUUCAAAAUAUCUAAUCUUGGAUCGAAAUUAUCAUCUAAAACAAAUUCUCAAUCGUCUAACAAUGGUUGGCAAUCAGCCGUUACCUCAGCCAUGGCUAAUGUUACUAAUUCGAUGGGGAUCAGUGGGUUUGGGAAACAAUUGACUCAUAAUGAAUUAGAAACUGUCUUCUCAUGGUUGAAUUUCCUUUGUUUUGAUUUCUUCCAUAAUGAUGGGAAUGGACCUCCUGUUAAGGAUUUGAAAAAUGAAAGCUAUCAAGCAUUGUUAUUGUUACCAGUAUACUAUGAUCGAGAUAUUGAUUAUUUAAAACAAGAAGUCGAAAGAUUAUCACCAGCAUUUGUUAAAUCUUUAAGAGAUCGGAAUAACUUCGAUAACAGCAAUUUCAAUGAAAAGGGUAGACCAAGAAGUCUUAGUAGAGCAAGUACAAUGGCUAGAAAUAAAACUAUAAUGGCCAAUGCUACUUCAAAGGCAAGAGCUAAAGCUAAAAUGGAAGAAUUGGAAGCAAGACAAGAUCCUGUUGCUGCUCAAGCAUCAGCAGAAGAUAUCAUUUUAAGACUACUUUUAAUUCGAGAUGAAAAAUCAUUCGUUGCUAGAAGAUUAGAUCAAAGAGAGAAAUUGGCUCAUAGUAUUGCUACUGAACGACUCGCUAGAGCAGCAGCUGAAGGAAAAUUUUCAAGGUAA